Molecule: messenger RNA, 1002 nt
Organism: Gossypium raimondii (Peruvian cotton)
Lineage: Eukaryota; Viridiplantae; Streptophyta; Magnoliopsida; Malvales; Malvaceae
Exons: 3
Coding region: 1-1002 (333 amino acids)
Source: RefSeq, a predicted model, not a curated record
AUGGAAAAAGGGUUUCUUGAUAAGGUAGAGGAUAAUGUGGCUGUUCGAACUUGGUCCGAGGCGACACAACGUGAGAAAGGUAACAGCUUGGCCGAAGGAUAUGUAUCAGAAUUAUGGAACUUUACCGUAGACAAGCGCCUGUUUCGGGCUCUCGCCCAGUUUUGGAAUGCUGCCUAUAGUUGUUUCACGUUCGAGAAAGUCGAUCUAGUGCCUACGAUAGAAGAAUACACGGCUUUACUUCGGUGUCUGAAGAUUGAAGUCGACAGAGCCUACUCUCGACCCGUAAGUGUACCAACCUUUUUUAAAAAGUUGAUGAACAUAACCGGGAUGAGUAAGCGGUGGGUUGCAGCCCAAAUCAAACACAAGAGGGAUAGCAAAUGCAUUCUUUGGAAGAACUUGAAGGAUUUAAUCCUAGUACAUCCAGAUAAAAAAAAGAAGGUAGAUGUCUUUGCUUUGAGUAUAUACGGCUUAGUUGUCUUCCCCAAGGCUUUGGAACAUGUGGAUGAGGCGGCCACUGACUUGUUCGACCGACUUGAUAAAAGGGUUACGCCAGUUCCGGCGAUUUUGGCGGAAACAUUCAGGUCACUAAAUUCCUGCCGGAGAGCGGGUGAAGAGAUAAUAGCUACAUCGAGGAGGGACGACAUCUCGGAGAAGAAGUGGAUGGUCAUUCUUCAAAAUCUACAAGAAGAGGACGUUGAGUGGAGAGCUCCGUGGUUACUUCCGGAUAUGAUUUUGUAUCGGUGCGGUGAUUUUGACUGGGUCCCUUUGCUUGGAAUUUGGGGAGCUAUUGGUUAUGCCCUGUUGCUAGUGCUUAGGCAGUAUAGGUCAAGGCAGUUUAUACCCACAACUCGGGGACUAGAUGAGUGUGAAUUCUCGUACAAGGGUAAUGGUAGCAAAAAGAAGAUUCGAGAGAUAUUCAAUGCUUGGAACCAGACUCGUUGGAUGAAGAGUUUAGCAGCAGGUCCAAUGACGACACCCGAGUAUAAUGAAUGGUGGGUUUGA